Messenger RNA from Pongo pygmaeus (Bornean orangutan), 5589 nucleotides. RefSeq names its product DnaJ heat shock protein family (Hsp40) member C3 (gene DNAJC3). Gene Ontology annotation, biological process: protein folding in endoplasmic reticulum. Lineage: Eukaryota; Metazoa; Chordata; Mammalia; Primates; Hominidae. The transcript is spliced from 12 exons. The record is from RefSeq and is a predicted model, not a curated record. Gene Ontology annotation, cellular component: endoplasmic reticulum. The coding region runs from base 152 to 1717 and encodes 521 amino acids. Gene Ontology annotation, molecular function: protein-folding chaperone binding; misfolded protein binding.
AAAGAAGGCGAUUGGACGGCGGCGGCGCUCUGGGGCGUAGCGUCGCCCGGGCCCCGCCCACCGCUGCCUUCCUCUGCUGGGCUCCGGAGCAGCUGAGGCCUGAGCGAGAGCCGACGGCGGGCGGGCGCAGCUGCUGCCAGAGCGCCGGCGCAUGCUGGUGGGCCACACACCUUUCCUCCUCUUCACUCGCGAGCCCUCGGACAUGGUGGCCCCCGGCUCUGUGACCAGCCGGCUGGGCUCGGUAUUCCCCUUCCUGCUAGUCCUGGUGGAUCUGCAGUACGAAGGUGCUGAAUGUGGAGUAAAUGCAGAUGUUGAGAAACAUCUUGAAUUGGGCAAGAAAUUACUUGCAGCUGGACAGCUAGCUGAUGCUUUAUCUCAGUUUCAUGCUGCCGUAGAUGGUGACCCUGAUAACUAUAUUGCUUAUUAUCGGAGGGCUACUGUCUUUUUAGCUAUGGGCAAAUCAAAAGCUGCACUUCCUGAUUUAACUAAAGUGAUUCAAUUGAAGAUGGACUUCACUGCAGCAAGAUUACAGAGAGGUCACUUAUUACUCAAACAAGGAAAACUUGAUGAAGCAGAAGAUGAUUUUAAAAAAGUGCUCAAAUCUAAUCCAAGUGAAAAUGAAGAAAAGGAAGCACAGUCUCAACUUAUAAAAUCUGAUGAAAUGCAGCGUUUGCGUUCACAAGCACUUAAUGCUUUUGGAAGUGGAGAUUAUACUGCUGCUAUAGCCUUCCUUGAUAAGAUUUUAGAGGUUUGUGUUUGGGAUGCAGAACUACGGGAACUUCGAGCUGAAUGUUUUAUAAAAGAAGGAGAACCUAGGAAAGCUAUAAGUGACUUAAAAGCUGCAUCAAAGUUGAAGAAUGAUAAUACUGAAGCGUUUUAUAAAAUAAGCACACUGUACUACCAACUAGGAGACCACGAACUGUCCCUCAGUGAAGUUCGGGAAUGUCUUAAACUUGACCAGGAUCAUAAAAGGUGUUUUGCACACUAUAAACAAGUAAAGAAACUUAAUAAGCUGAUUGAGUCAGCUGAAGGGCUCAUCAGAGAUGGCAGAUACACAGAUGCUACCAGCAAAUAUGAAUCUGUCAUGAAAACAGAGCCAAACAUUGCUGAAUAUACAAUUCGUUCUAAGGAGAGGAUUUGCCACUGCUUUUCUAAGGACGAGAAGCCUGUUGAAGCUAUUAGGGUUUGUUCUGAAGUUUUACAGAUGGAACCCGACAAUGUGAAUGCCCUGAAAGAUCGAGCAGAGGCCUAUUUGAUAGAGGAAAUGUACGAUGAAGCUAUUCAGGAUUAUGAAACUGCUCAGGAACACAAUGAAAAUGAUCAGCAGAUUCGAGAAGGUCUAGAGAAAGCACAAAGAUUAUUGAAACAGUCGCAGAAACGAGAUUAUUAUAAAAUCUUGGGAGUAAAAAGAAAUGCCAAAAAGCAAGAAAUCAUUAAAGCAUACCGAAAAUUAGCACUGCAGUGGCACCCAGAUAACUUCCAGAAUGAAGAAGAAAAGAAAAAAGCUGAGAAAAAGUUCAUUGACAUAGCAGCUGCUAAAGAAGUCCUCUCUGAUCCAGAAAUGAGAAAGAAGUUUGACGACGGAGAAGAUCCCUUGGAUGCAGAGAGCCAGCAAGGAGGCGGUGGCAACCCUUUCCACAGAAGCUGGAACUCAUGGCAAGGGUUCAAUCCCUUCAGCUCAGGCGGACCAUUUAGAUUUAAAUUCCACUUCAAUUAAACCAACUGUUUUUCUGCUCUUCUUCCUUAAUUUUUUUAAAGAUUAAAAACAAAGAAAUCUUGUUCCGGGACCCUAAUGAAAAAAAAUUUCAAAUCUUUCAGUUUGUCCAUGACCAAAGAGUUGCUUUAAUAGGAAAAAAUCUGUUCUUAUCCCUGUUAGAUUUAUGGUUAAUGGGUUUGCAACAGCAGGGAGGCAAGGAAUGGUUCUAUUUCUGACAGAGCAGCCUGCAUCUGCUUUAUGCUGUCUGGAGGGAAGUGGUCUGAGGCAGGCUCACCUGUGGAAGUGCUCACGUAUUCUGUAUUUUUCUACACUGGAGCUGAGAUUCUUCUCUUCACAGUCUUGCAGAGUAAGUCAGUGCCUACAAGUGUAAGGAGGAGCUGUAAUCUUCACAAGAAUGGUUAUGCUUCAGUAUUCUGAAAGAGAACAUGAACAUUUUUGAGCUGUAUGUUCUUAGGGACAACUGUGCUUCGAUAUGGUCAGUCUCGUCACUUGUGAGUAGCUGUGAAAUCUUUAGUGUGCAUGUGUUUACACCUCUGUGGUCUGUCAACAUGGCUGUCACUGAAGAAGGAGCAAGAGACCAUCUUUUAGGAACCCUGCCACCAAAUAAUAAUAUAUCCAGGCUUAGACUUUGGAUUAAUGUUAAAUGUACAUUUUUUUUGGUUCAGUACCUGAAGAAGAAUACUGAAACUUGAAUCUAUAAAUUCCUAUGGACCCUUUUAAUAUUAAACACAACAAAAGUUAUAGGUAAAAUAGGUUCAGAUAAAAUAGUGGUGGUAUUUAAAAUAAUAUUGCUGAAGUGCAGAUUGAAAUACUUUUUAAACAACUGAAGUUCUGAGUUUUUAUAGGGAAUUUCAUGUAACAAGACUGGUUUAGAAAUGUAAAGUUGCGCAGUCAAUGUAAAUAAAUACAGAACGCCAUGCUUCCCACUUUUAAGUAAAGACAGUGGGCAGCUUCUUUUUCUCCUUCUAUCAAGGCUUCCCCCUAUCUUAAAGGUCUGUGGCGCCUCCCACGUGGGACCUGUCUGCUGGUACGUGUUAAACAGCAGACCUGCCCUUCUACCAGAUCUUGAUGCCUCUGAUGUUCUCCUGCCUACAAGAAAACACAGGCAAGUUUAGUCAGGUCUGGCUAUAUUUCCACUGUUGUUUCAUUUAAUAAGAUGGCAUCUCCUCUUGAGAUAUGUUCUUCUUACCUUUUAAGAAGAUACUAUUUAAGAAGUGAACUAUUCAGUCUUUGUAUACUGAAUGCUUUUUCCCUAAAAAAUGUUAAUCAAGAAUAUUGAAUAUUUAUGGAACUCUCGAUGCUGCAUUUGAAAGCUGAAGGAAUUACUUUAGAUAGGAAUUGCUACCUUUAUUCCGGAAAGGUUUUGUUUCUGCCUCAAAGCAUUUUGAAGUGUUUUAACCAUUAAAGGGUCUAAUUUUUUUUCUUAAUAAAAUCAAGCAUUUUAAUUCACUGUGGGAGGCAUCCUGACCAUGGACAUCCAUAACAGCAAAGCACAAAUCGUUUUCGUCUGUAGUCAUAUCCUGAAACAUAGGUGGACAAAUUUUUAACUGAGAGACAAAAAUCACAUAGUUGUUGAAUUGAGCAGAACACUUAAGUGCUUUCUGCAUCUGUUUAGGAGUCUAUUUCUUACCAAUAAUUUCCAAGGCAUUUCUGUUUAUUUAGUAAUCUCACUACUGGCUAUGUCAGCAAUAUCUUUUUCAAUCUGGUUCCUUUUGUAUAUGAUGUCACUGUGACCUCUCUGAAAUAUAGUGAUGGCUUUUACCUACUUUGAAAAGAAUUUUCACAUAGAGUCAGGAAAAAAAGGAAAUAUCAAAUCACUUCCCUUUCCACUUGGAGAGCACGACAGUUGCCAACAACAAGGGGUCAAGGGCCGCACAGGAGAUAUGUUGGGUGCCUGGCUACCUCCCACCUGCUGCCCAGAGGCUUGUUGGCAUUUUCAUUUUUUCUCCGCUUGUAACAACCAUAGUUUCAGUUCCUACAUUCUUAUCAUGGAUUUAACUUAGUCAUCUUAACUGACGUGCAGUUACUCGCCUGUUUUCAGUGAAGAGAGAGAAGCAGCUCUGGUGCCACAUGCCGGUGCCAUGGAGGGAAAUGAAUUCUCUGCAAUCUGUUGUUUCGCUGAUUCAUGAAGAAAGUAACAACUGUUGAGUUUCAGCCUUGAUGGCCGUUGGCAGUUUUCUGGUGUCCACCCAAACGGAAAGACAGUCACUCCUGCUUCCCCUAACGUGUGACUGAGCAGCAGCCUGGGUGUGUAAAGAGAUAGUCAUUCCCCCUGCCUGUCUCACUGUAGGGUAGCAUUAUCCACUGUAAAACCGUACUACUUUCAUUUUCCCUUGGGGACUGCAGGUGCCAGGUAACCUUUUUUUUUUUUUUUUUUUUUUUUUUGAGACAGAGUCUUGCUCUGUUGCCCAGGCUGGAGUGCAGGGACACCUCCCGGGUUCAAACGAUUCUCCUGCCUCAGCCUCCAAAUAGCUGGGGCUAUAGGUGUGCACCACCAUGCCUGGCUAAUUUUUGUAUUUUUAGUAGAAAUGGGGUUUCACUGUGUUAGCCAGGAUGGUCUUGAUCUCCUGACCUUGUGAUCUGCCUGCCUUGACCUUCCAAAGUGCUGGGAUUACAGGCGUGAGCCACCGCACCUGGCCAUCAGGUAACCUUUAUGGCUCUUUCAGGAAAAGUGAAAUCAGAGAGGGGUACCCUAGCCACAGCUCUGUUGUAUUCUGCUCUUCUUUCCUUUUUGGUGAGCUCCAUGGGUGGAGUUAUCAGUAGUCUGUACUUUGUGGAUAUUUUGCCCAGCAGGAAGUAUUAGACACAUCAGUCUAGAAGCAUUGUGAAAAGGUUCCAAAACGGGAGACAAAAUUUAAUUCAUUCCUCAGUUCUGAAAGUUUGUGCUUUCUUACCAUGAAUAGAUGAAAACUUGAAAAAAAUCUUGACAGUUUACUAAUGUGAAUUGGAUGUAACAUACUGCUAAUUCUACAAGGCCUUUCUCUUUAGUCAGUAUUAAAAAUCUUCUUUAAAGUAUUGGUAUGAAAACAAAUUUUUGUUGCCCUGAUAAUGGAAUUUUAAAACUACCCACAGUUUUAGAGAAAACAUAACUGGGUAAAAAAGGUAGCCAAUAAAACCACAAUUUGAAAUUGAUACCAUUUUCUACUCACAAUGGAUGAUGAAAAAUUUCACCUUUAAAUGGGUCAGAAGUUGUCUUUGACAGACAUAUACCAUGAAAAAACUACAUAAAAUGGCUCCCUGGUGAGAUUACAGACACAGGGCCCUGGUGAUGGGUGUUGCAAAGUUUUCACUGAGCACACAGCAAUGGUAUCACCUAGAGAAGUUCACGCACCUUUGUUGAAUGUAGUUGACUUUUCCAAAUUUAUAAAGGAAGGAAGAAGGCAAAUGUUAAUUUGCUAACAACGAAUAUCCUUUUUCUAAAUCAGAUCAUUCCUUCUUUGUUAGUGGCAGUUUAUCCUGUAAUUUCAAAUGACGUUAAGAGGUGGGAUUAUUUGGGGUUUUUUUGUUUGUUUGUUUACAGAUGAUCUCAUUUGCUGAAUGAUUUAAGAGUAAAAUUAGCCACUGCGUGGCUUUGUAUAUAGUAACCAGUUUUGUUGCACUUGUCCGUGGCUGAAACACUUACCUGCAGUGGGAAGCCGAGCAAGGAGGAGGUAAACAUUGGAGAUGUUUGUGAAAAUGUUACUCUUACCGUGAGGUUUUAGUUUGUUUUAAAUAAGAAAAGACUAAGUAACUUAAUCCAUCUCAAUGUAGUGUUUUAAUAAAAAAGGAACCUAAUAUUUGAAAUGGGUCUCAGACAUGUCUACAAAUAUGGGUACUAUUUUUAUGCCCGUGUAUUUUCACAUUUAAUAAAAAUAUUUAUGGUCAUAUCAGUA